ACUUCUAGUACUUUGAAUAUUAGCCGCGAGUUAGGUGCCAGAACCUUGUUAUUAUCCCAAUUGGCCAAGCGCUAAGCACAAGAAAACACGAGCAAAGAAUGUCCAAAGAUAGCCCUGUAUCAGAAAGAAAGCAGUUGAACCUGUACAUCUCCCCCAAGCGGCCUGAUGUGACGUAUGAAGUAGUAAAGCGUCCACUGCAAGGUUACGUAUCUACUGCCAGGAAGGCUAUCUGUCUGGGAUGGUCUAGAAUGAGUGAGACAGUCCGAACUUCAGUCUCCAGUGUCCGACACAAAGCUCAAGACCAGCUGGUGACCCUUGGUGUGAAGAACCCUGUCCGUGUGAUGCAAGCUGGGGCAGUGGGUACUGCUACUCUGCUCGGACUGGCCAUGGCCCGGAAUAAAUCUGUUUUUCGACGAGUUCUCUACCCAUUUUUGGCUGGGAGUACAGUUUGGGGCGUGAUCCAUUUCUCUGAUCAUAGGAACAGAAACAAGGUGUCGGAUGUUGUCAAUAAGGAGUUCUCAGAGAAUUUUAACAGAGAAUUUUCCAAGCACUUUCCACGUGAGUAUUGGAAACACCUCCCCAAAGAAAUGAGGGAGGAAAUGAAGAAACAUAGAAAGAACAAUAACGAGGAGAAGAGUGACUGAACUAGUUAUAUAAUUAUACUGUUAUUACAUUAUCUUGUUGAAUUGCCAUCAUAAAAUCGUUCAUAUUCAUGUUACAUUUAACUGUAUUGUUGUCAGCAUAAAUUAAUUGAUUAUAAUUAUAUUACAUGUACAA
Molecule: messenger RNA, 777 nt
Organism: Halichondria panicea
Lineage: Eukaryota; Metazoa; Porifera; Demospongiae; Suberitida; Halichondriidae
Exons: 3
Coding region: 99-644 (181 amino acids)
Biological process (GO): cristae formation
Cellular component (GO): MICOS complex
Source: RefSeq, a predicted model, not a curated record